ACGAGCGCGGGGCCGAGGCCGCGCCCGGGCAGGGCCGCGCUCAGCUCGGCCGGGCCAGAAGCGCUUCCGGGCGGCGGGCGGAAGUUUCCGCGUUGCCGCGGCGACGGCGCGGCCGCCAUGGCGGUGCCGAGCUGGCUGGAGCGGCUGCGGGCGGCUGGCAAGACGGCGCUGGUGCAGGACGGGAAGCGGAAGAUCCACUACUUGUUCGAGGAUGGGAAGGAGAUGGCCGAAGAGUACGACAUUAAGACUGGCCAGUUAAUAAGUAGAAAAUGGCGAGAGAAGAACACCCUUGGGGGCACCGGCAAGUGGCAGGUGGAAGUGGGAGAGCCAACCUCACCGCUCCUGGGAGCACUGGAGUCAGAGCAUAUAACAGAGAGCAGCUCAAAUCCUAUCUUCAUGAGGAAGGAUACCCUGAGCAGCUUCCAGUGGUGGAUCCGUAACCUUCCCUACCCCAAAGAGGUCUACAGUGUCUCCGUGGAAGACGGGCAGCGCUGCUGUGUCAUCCGGACCACCAACAAGAAGUACUAUAAAAAGUUCUCUAUUCCUGAUCUGGACAGAUACCACCUCCCCUUGGAUGCAGCUGCCCUGAGCUUCACCCAUGCCAACAACACCCUGAUCAUCACGUACCAGAAGCCGAAGGAGAUCCUGGCUGCAGAAGAGCAGCUGCAGAAGGAGCUGAAGAAGAUAAAGGCAGCUAACAGUGGGGAUGGAGACUGUAAGACCCAGUAGGCAGUGGCUGCUAAGAGGUUGAGGUGAGGGGCAGCUCUCUGGCACAACUUAAUGGUGUUUAUUUUGCCUUAUCUAAUAAAAAUGACUUCUGUUGUUAA
This is a messenger RNA of Poecile atricapillus (Black-capped chickadee), 827 nucleotides long. It is a transcript of the gene DPCD, whose product is annotated as deleted in primary ciliary dyskinesia homolog (mouse). The record is from RefSeq and is a predicted model, not a curated record. The transcript has 6 exons. NCBI's taxonomy places the organism in Eukaryota, Metazoa, Chordata, Aves, Passeriformes, Paridae. Bases 118 to 729 code for a protein of 203 amino acids.